AUGGCCACAGCAGGAAACCCCUGGGGCCGGUUCCUGGGGUACCUCAUCCUUGGUGUCACAGGAUCCCUAGUCUCUGGUAGCGGCAGCCAAAUCAUAAACGGUGAGGACUGCAGCCCGCACUCGCAGCCCUGGCAGGUGGCACUGGUCAUGGAAGACGAAUUGUUCUGCUCGGGCGUCCUGGUGCAUCCGCAGUGGGUGCUGUCAGCCGCACACUGUUUCCAGAACUCCUACACCAUCGGGCUGGGCCUGCACAGUCUUGAGGCCGACCGAGAGCCAGGGAGCCAGAUGGUGGAGGCCAGCCACUCCGUACAGCACCCUGAGUACAACAGACCCUUGCUCGCCAACGACCUCAUGCUCAUCAAGUUGGACGAAUCCGUGUCCGAGUCUGACACCAUCCGGAACAUCAGCAUUGCUUCGCAGUGCCCUACCGCGGGGAACUCUUGCCUGGUUUCUGGCUGGGGUCUGCUGGCAAACGGCAGAAUGCCCACCGUGCUGCAGUGCGUGAACGUGUCGGUGGUGUCUGAGGAGCUCUGCAGUGAGCUCUAUGACCCGCUGUACCACCCCAGCAUGUUCUGCGCCGGCGGAGGGCAAGACCAGAAGGACUCCUGCAACGGUGACUCUGGGGGACCACUGAUCUGCAACGGGUACUUGCAGGGCCUUGUGUCUUUCGGAAAAGCCCCGUGUGGCCAAGUUGGCGUGCCAGGUGUCUACACCAACCUCUGCAAAUUCACUGAGUGGAUAGAGAAAACUGUCCAGAUGCUGUGAUUGCCAUCCAGUCCCAGAAUGUGGGAGGCUGGGGGUGUGAGAAGCAUUCCCAACCCUAGCAGGGUUGUACCAUUUCAGCAACUUCCAAUGCAGGGACGUCCUGGUGCACCCUCACUGGGUGCUCACUACUGCUCACUGCAUCACUGGGAACACUGUGAUCAACUAGCCAGCACCAUAGAUCUAUGAAGUCAGACUAUCAUGAUUACUGGGUUGACUAUGCUGUCUAUUGUACUAACCAUGCCCAUGUUUUGGUGAAAUUAGCAUCACUUGGCCCCAACCAUCUUGGUAUCCAAUUAUCCUCACCGAAUUGAGAUUUCCUACUUCAGUGUCAGCCAUUUCCACAUAAUUUCUGACCUACAGAGAAGAGGGAUCACAGAGCUCUUCAAGGUUGCUGGUACUCCCCUCACAAAUUCAUUUCUCCUGUUGUAGUGAAAGGUGCGCCCUCUGGAGCCUCCCAGGGUGGGUGUGCAGGUCAUAAUGAUGAAUGCAUGAUCGUGUUCCCAUUACCCAAAGCCUUUAAAUCCCUCGUGCUCAGUACACAAGGGCAGGUCUAGCAUUUCUUCAUCUAGUGUAUGCUGUCCAUUCAUGCAAUCACCUCAGGACUCCUGGGUUCUCUGCCUGGUUGAGCUCCUGCAUGCUGCCUCCUUGGGGAAGUGAGGGAGAGGGCCCAUGGUUCAACGGGAUCUGUGCAGUUGUAACACAUUAGGUGCUUAAUAAACAGAAGCUGUGAUGUUAA
Molecule: messenger RNA, 1501 nt
Organism: Nomascus leucogenys (northern white-cheeked gibbon)
Lineage: Eukaryota; Metazoa; Chordata; Mammalia; Primates; Hylobatidae
Gene: KLK4
Product: kallikrein related peptidase 4
Exons: 7
Coding region: 1-765 (254 amino acids)
Biological process (GO): amelogenesis; proteolysis; extracellular matrix disassembly
Molecular function (GO): serine-type endopeptidase activity
Source: RefSeq, a predicted model, not a curated record